CUUAAAUGAGAGCGGCAAUCACUUGACAUGCAUGUGUGUGUGGGUUGAUGAUUGGGAGAUGAUUGUUGACAGCUCUUCUUGCUGAAAUUUCACCGGAAGCAACAAUCCAUACAAAUUCUGAAGAUGUCUGGCAUAGCGUCAUUGCAGAUGGUUGAUGGCGCCCUCCGGAGUGUGGAUAAGGUCCAAUCCUACAUCACCAUCGGAAUGGAAGACAUUAUUGAGGUGUCCCUUGACUUAGCAGAAAUGGCCACCGAGGGAGACAACACAGAGGGUCAGUUACUAGACCUGAAGGAGAUGAUGCAAGAUUACGCAAUGAUGGAACAAGAUCUACAGCAAUAUGUCAGAACAGUCAAGCAGGUCAAGGGUCAGGUUCAAAAGCUGAGCAUUGAUGAGCAGAUGAGCAUUGAAGUACCAGAACUUAUUGAAAGAGCACUCAAUGAAGCUCAGGGUAGCAGUGACAAGGCAGUAUCACACACCAAGAUCGAUGAACUUAAAGAAAAGUUAUGGCAGUACAAAAAUGCUGGGGAAACUAUGGUCCCAUCAGCCAGUGAGGUCACAGAGGAUGAGGAUGUCGUCAUGACACAAUGCGAGGUGUCCACCAAGUGUCCAAUCACAAAGUGCGAAAUGGUUGACCCGGUAACAAACAAACAUUGUCAGCACACAUAUGAGAAGACGGCUAUAAUGCAGAUGCUGAGAAAUCGCAAAAAUGCGUUAUGCCCCGUCUCUGGCUGCGGAAACAAGACUCCUCUCGAUAAGACAGACCUUGUAGACAACCGGCAACUGAAGAGAUUUAUCAAUCAGAGAAAUAAAUAGAGAAGCAGAACCAGAUACAGUCGACUCUCGUUAUAAAGAGAACUGGGCACUAUUGGUAAUCGUCAACGACCAGUCUUUGCACUUGGUGUAUCCCAACAUAUGCAU
Messenger RNA from Asterias rubens (European starfish), 918 nucleotides. Its product is annotated as E3 SUMO-protein ligase NSE2-like. Bases 124 to 813 code for a protein of 229 amino acids. Gene Ontology annotation, biological process: double-strand break repair via homologous recombination; protein ubiquitination; protein sumoylation. Gene Ontology annotation, cellular component: nucleus; Smc5-Smc6 complex. The transcript is spliced from 6 exons. Gene Ontology annotation, molecular function: ubiquitin-protein transferase activity; zinc ion binding; SUMO ligase activity. The record is from RefSeq and is a predicted model, not a curated record. Lineage: Eukaryota; Metazoa; Echinodermata; Asteroidea; Forcipulatida; Asteriidae.